Messenger RNA from Hyphopichia burtonii NRRL Y-1933, 1713 nucleotides. It is a transcript of the gene HAP42, whose product is annotated as Hap42p. NCBI's taxonomy places the organism in Eukaryota, Fungi, Ascomycota, Pichiomycetes, Serinales, Debaryomycetaceae. The transcript has a single exon. Bases 1 to 1713 code for a protein of 570 amino acids. Gene Ontology annotation, cellular component: nucleus. Gene Ontology annotation, biological process: regulation of DNA-templated transcription. The record is from RefSeq and is a predicted model, not a curated record.
AUGAAUGCAUCGCUGUCUUCGAAUCAAAAAAUUAAUCUCAAUAUGAAUAAUCAAAAAAUUGGUAUAAAACCUCAAUGUCAACCAUCUAAAUUUCCAGCUAUUGCCAUUAAACCAAAACCCAAUAUUGCUCCAGCACCUAUUUCAAAUCAAAAAUCUUCUUUUGAUAUCAAUUCAAGAUGUUCUUUCAAACCCGACAUGUCCCUCAACAUAAACACUUCUAAAAAAUGGGUAUUACCUCCAAGACCAAGACCCGGUAGAAAACCCACUAGCUCAUCUCCUGUGACUGCUGCAAAAUCUCCUUCACUAAAUCCUCAAUCCCUGCAAGCUAAAAGUCCUCCUAAGAAAAAAGUAGGUAGAAAGAAGGAAGAAUUUAAAUCGAAAAAGACUCAAACUCCUCCAUUGAAUGCUUCUCCAACUACAUGUGCAAUGCCUAUAUCAGCUCCUAAGAAAAUCAACUUGGGUAAGCCUGCAAUACCUAUUAACCCAAAUCACUCGAAUGGUUCAUUACUCAAUCAACCAAGACCAAGACCUGAUACCAAGAUCAAUUCAUCCCAAGCACAAGAACCACCUCGAGCACAAGCACAAGAACCACCUCGAGCACAAGCCCCACCUCAAGUACCACUGCAAGUACAAGCACAAGAUCAAGUACAAGCGCAAGCACCACCGCAAGUGAAAGCACAAGACCCAGCACAGGUAUCAACACCAGCACCGCCACCAGCAGCGGCACCACCACAACCGAUUAGAGUAUCUGCGGUGACUCCAUUAAUGGGAAAGGUGGCCACCAAGCCAAUCAGUUCAAUAUCGGUUAAAAAGGAAGAGCCCAAAGAAGCAGUGAUGCCAAAGGGAGAACCUGCUAACGAAGAAGAUAAAAAAAAUAAAACUGGGAAUAAAAAGAAAACAAGUGAUAAAAAUGAUAUUGUUAAUUUACAAUCAACUUAUCUAAGUAAAUUAAAAGAACAAGAAUUGAUACGUAAUUAUAUUGAAGUUAUCAGUAAUCAAAUUAAAGAAUUAAGAUUUGUUCAAAAUGGAGUUAUAACGUUUGAUGCAUUAAACGAUGGGAAUAAAACGAUGGAACCACCGCCUACUCCUUCAACACCAAUAAGUAAUAGUCAAUCAAUGAUCUCGUCAUAUGAACAGUUAGAAAAAAUCAAUAAUAUAAAUGAUUUGAAUAAAUUUCUUGCAUAUUUAACCAAAAGUUCCAAUAUAAUUCAUAGUGUUACCAAAAAAUAUUUGAAUGGAGAUAAAAUAGAACCGGCAAAUGAAACUGAAGGAAACAAAAUAUUAGAAGAACAGAUUAAUUAUUAUUUAAAGAUUAAGUCGAAAUAUAAAUAUUUGAAAAAUCAAGAAGUUAAAUCGAUUGAAAAAUUGAAAAAGACCAAGAUUAAAAAUGAAGCAAAACAACCUAGUCCAACAAUGUUAUCACCAAUAAACUCAUUAAAUAACACCCCAGCACCAAUGAAUCAAUCACCGGGAGUUUUAUUUACUCCUAAUUUAUUGAAACCAAUUAAUUCAAAGAUUUAUAAUGAAGAAGACGUUAUUGGGUUUGAUAAUGAUAUUUUAGAAAAUGCCAAUCAAGAUAAUUUUUUCCAAGAUCAAAAUGAAAUAUUUCAAAAUUUAACUAAUGAAACUACAAAUAAAAAGAAAAAUUGUGGAUUCUGUACUAAUGAUACACCAUGUUUUUGUUUUGAAUUUGAUGAUAAUGAAUUGAAAUGA